Molecule: messenger RNA, 1635 nt
Organism: Sitodiplosis mosellana (orange wheat blossom midge)
Lineage: Eukaryota; Metazoa; Arthropoda; Insecta; Diptera; Cecidomyiidae
Product: 1,5-anhydro-D-fructose reductase-like
Exons: 7
Coding region: 298-1332 (344 amino acids)
Cellular component (GO): cytosol
Molecular function (GO): aldose reductase (NADPH) activity
Source: RefSeq, a predicted model, not a curated record
AAUGUUCUAUCUAUUCGUUGAGCAUAUACGAGAAGAAAAAGAAGAAGAAGGAAACAACACCGAGUGGCAGUGAGCAUCAAGGUAGCCGUCAUGGGCCGGCUGCUUGUUUCUUUCUUCGCUUGUUGCUCUUCUUUUUUAGCAAAGUGAUAAAAAGACGCAAUCGAGAAAAAGACACAUCAGUCUAGGUCGGUGAUUAUCGGCGAAUAGAAGUACACAGAGUGCAAUUUCAUUGUGAUUGAAAUUUUAUUUUUCUGAUUUUAUUCUGUUUUUUCUUUCGUUUGCUUUUUGAAUGCUACAAUGCGUCUGAUAAGCGUGACUAUUGGAAUUUUGGCAUUAAUUGUCUGUACCACAGCAAAACUUGCUCCAACCAUUCGAUUGAGCAGUGGCUAUGAUAUACCUGUCAUUGGACUGGGAACGUUUGAGUCUACAGCAGGCGAUGCGGAACAAGCUGUUAAAGAUGCAAUUGACGCUGGAUACCGCCACAUUGAUACCGCAUUUUUAUACGGAAACGAAGUGGAAGUGGGAAAUGCAAUCAGGGCGAAAAUCGACGAGGGAGUAAUCAAGCGCGAAGACAUUUUCAUAACUACAAAGUUGUGGAGCACCUUUCAUGAGCCAGAACAAGUGGAAAAGGCAUUCCAACGAUCAUUCGAUAAUUUAAAUUUGGGCUACAUUGAUUUGUAUUUAAUACAUUAUCCAGUGUCUUAUCGUCGUGUUCUACAAAAUAUUCGUUUGCCCUCGGAUGAUGUGAAUGCAUUCUACGUUUUCCCAGUUGAUAAAGAUGGUAAAAGUCAAACAACUGACGUGGAUUAUGUGGACACAUGGCUGGCAAUGGAAAAGCUCGUACAAAGUGGUCGUGUGCGUAGCAUUGGCAUAUCGAAUUUUAAUAGUGUGCAAACGGAUCGAAUUUUGUCAAUAGCAACCAUAAAGCCGGUGACAAAUCAAAUCGAAUGUCACCCAAAUCUCAAUCAACGCAAAUUGAUCAAUUUCAGUGGACAGCGUAACAUCACAAUUACAGCAUAUUCGCCGUUAGGUCGACCUCAUACACAAAGUGGCAAGAAAUUGGCUAUUUCGGAUCCAAAGGUCUUGGAAUUGGCACAAAAGUACCGAAAGACACCAGCUCAAGUAGUUUUACGUUAUACGCUACAAAAUGGAGCCAUCAUUAUACCCAAAUCCACUAAUAAGAAUCGCAUACAAGAGAACUUCAACAUUUUCGACUUCGAGCUGAGCGAUACUGACAUGCAAAUCAUGCACGAUCUGAAUAAUAAUUAUCGUCUAAUUAACUUUGAAAGCGACAAAGACAAUAAAAACUAUCCGUUCAACAUAGAUUUUUAGGUUCGGAACGUGAGCCGCGCGACUUUGCCGUUCAGUCAUGAGUUGAAUGCUGCGUACAUAGUCUUUAUUUUUGGUUUUUCUUUCCUCCACACACACACACACACACACACACGUCCAUACAUCAAAUUGAGUAUCGCAUAUUUUUUUCAGAAUUGAUUGAAAUGCACACGUGUAUUAAAUGUGGGAACAGGUUUAAUUUCUUCAUCGGUCGCGCAAAUACAUUCAACCGUUUAGUAUUUUUUUUUGUAUGUUAGGUAACUUUUUUGGCUUCAAUCAAUAAACUACUUUUUUGAAAAAAAAAAA